AUGAAUAUCCACAAACUGUGGGAGUACAAGGAAUACGUCAACGUAAACGGAAUGAUGCUGAGCAGUGAGCUGAUAUCGCUCCUGCACAACUCUCUGACUAUGCUGCAGGUGGAGAACCACUUCCUGCACGUCCAGUACUGGGGCCAGCUGUACGCGCUGGACGCGGACUACCACAUCGCGGUCGGCAUAAACAGGGACGCGCUCACGGACAGGAAGUACUACUACACCACCGACUUCAAAUUCUGGGGCUUGCUGCCCAAAUCGAAGAAGAAGUACAAACAUCUCGCUUUAUUAACCACAUAUCCGUUCAGCGGUGACCCGUCACUGAAGAUCAAAGUUUUAGAUGAAGCCUUAGACGAAAAUAACCCAGACAGAUGUCCGGUCAUGAAAGAGGAGAGUCGUCUCGCUGCAACUAUUAGCAACAUUUGCGACGAAGCAGGAAUAUGCGCUCGAGGACAAAUCCUAAAACAACCAGAUGGGACGAUUGUCAUAAACCCCAACUACUACGGACUGACGGGCUCCGAGGCGAAGCUCCUCAAGUCCUAUCUCCAUAUACGGACUCCACAGCAUCGCUGGAAUACCAAUCUUCUAACCAGACAGGACUACAACUACAGCAUGGAUUUCUUGGACUCGAUCGACCAAGACAUACCGAGCGGCUGUUGGAACCUGUCUCUCGAGCAGAACGGCAGUGUUGUGUAUUUGAAGAGUCUAUAUUGGCCCGGCAUGAUGUAUUUCCAUAAAGUGAGAACACCGGAGGCUGGUUUUUUAUACGUUGGUAACGGUAGAAAAAAUUUGGAUGUGCCUUUUCUACUUUGA
Molecule: messenger RNA, 816 nt
Organism: Bicyclus anynana (squinting bush brown)
Lineage: Eukaryota; Metazoa; Arthropoda; Insecta; Lepidoptera; Nymphalidae
Gene: Rsph9
Product: radial spoke head protein 9 homolog
Exons: 1
Coding region: 1-816 (271 amino acids)
Biological process (GO): motile cilium assembly; axoneme assembly; cilium movement involved in cell motility
Cellular component (GO): axoneme
Source: RefSeq, a predicted model, not a curated record